Molecule: messenger RNA, 1803 nt
Organism: Humulus lupulus (European hop)
Lineage: Eukaryota; Viridiplantae; Streptophyta; Magnoliopsida; Rosales; Cannabaceae
Exons: 3
Coding region: 1-1803 (600 amino acids)
Molecular function (GO): zinc ion binding
Source: RefSeq, a predicted model, not a curated record
AUGAGUUUGCAAAGGAUGAGGCUAGAGUUGAAAGACCAUUUUGGAAUUGAAGCUACAAACAGGCAACUUUGGAAAGCUAGACAGAAAGCUAGAGAAGAUGGGGGCUAUGAUUAUGCUCAGUCAUAUGGCAAUUUGAGGCAUUAUGCUGCUAUGAUUCACAAAACUAACCUUGGGAGUACUGCUAUUAUACAGAGUAAUCUAGUUCCAGUUGAGAAAAAUCUAGAUGAUGAGAAUUUGGAGGGUGAUAAUUUGGCAGCCCCAAUAAUGAAGUCUCAGUUCAACAAAAUUUUCAUUUGCUACUCAGGUGUGAAAACUGGUUUCUUAGCAGCCUGUAGACCAUUUUUUGGCUUAGAUGGUUGUCAUCUAAAAGGGCCAUACAAGGGCAUCUUAUUGUCUGCAGUGGGGCUUGAUGCCAAUCUUCACUUUUAUCCAAUUGCUUAUGCAAUUGUAGAAGCCGAGAAUAACUCUAGUUGGAAAUGGUUUUUGGACUUGUUGAGAAACAAAAUCGGAGAUACUAAUAAAGGCCAACCAUGGUGUAUCAUGAGUGAUAGACAAAAGGGUUUAAUUGAGGCUAUCACAGAAAUCCCAGAUGCAGGGCAUCGUUUUUGUUGUUUUCAUUUGGAAAACAACAUGGUAAAAAAGUUUGGCACAUCACACCUUCAAGGUCUCUUUUGGGCAGCAGUUGAGAUAGCCAAUUUUGAGAAUUUCAAGCGAAUAAUGGAGCGGAUUAAGGAAUUCAACCAUGAGGCACAUGUCUGGCUGAGCAAUAUUGACUUCAAGCAUUGGACAAUGAGCAAGUUUGAUCCAAAUGUGAAGGUAGAACAUCUCACCAAUAAGUUUGUUGAGUCAUUCAAUGAUUGGAUAGAAGACAAUCGAUACAAGGCCGCAAUUGAGUUGCUAGAGGGUAUAAGAAUGCAACAAACGGCCAUGAUGGUUGCAAGGAAAGAAAUAGCAGACAGAUGGGAGCACAAGCUCACUCUAAAAGUCCAUGCGAAGGUGCAAGAACUCCAGAAAAGAGCACAUUUUGCAUUAGUAACAAGGGUUGGAAAAGAAGAAUUUCAGGUGGAUUAUGACAAAAAAAGUUGUACUGUUCGACUGAAUGAAUUAUUUUGCAUUUGUGGCCAAUGGCAGGUAAGAGGAAUACCAUGUAUUCAUGCAGCUACUUGUAUAACCACCACCAGGGCUGACAUAGUCAAUUAUUGCUUUCCAUACUUCACUACUGAAAUGUGGAGGAAGACAUUUGAGCAUGUUAUUCAUCCUAUCCCUGAUGAAUCGAUGUGGCCUCAAUUUGAUGAUGAGGAGUUAUUACCACCUUUUGUAAGAAAACCACCAGGGAGACCUAAAAAGCAUCGUAGAAGAAGGGUUGCAGGAGAGGAGAGGCCUUUGCCACCUAUGUCAGAGAGGCAGCCAACUAGAAUGGGUGUUUCUAGCACUAAAAAGUGUAAGAAUUUUCAUGAAUUUGGCCACAAUAGUAGUUCAUGGAAGAAACCAUCACCAUGCCCAUCUCAACCACAAGCACAACCAACAAGAGACAGGGGCAAAGGCAAAGGAAAAAGCAAAGGCAAGAGCACUGGUCAAGGCAGAGGAAAUGCAGAACAAACACAAUCACUUAAUGGCCCAUCUCAACCACAAGCAUUGCCAACAAGAGGUAGGGGUCGAGGCAGAGGUAGGGGGAGAGGCCAAGGCAGAGGAAGGUCAACAUCAUUUGAGGUUCCAAUGACCAAUUUUGAGCAACAUACUGCUGAAGAAAUGCACACCACUGCAGCAGCAGUAGGCCUAUUCUCAACACAUGAUACUCAAUAG